AGUCCGUGUUUUCCGUGCUGAAUUAACAAGGACGCCACGCAUAUGUGGUGUUGAAAACUUUACUAGCAAACAGGAAUAAUUCAUGUGAACUGAGCUGCGGGUAAGGAUUAGGUCUCGCCAAGGUCGCCGCCACAGUGUCCUUUGUGUUGCCUGUGUCAUUUGCGAAUUUGGUGAAUAAGUUAAAAGUGUGCCAGCUGUGCAAACCAUAACCAAAUAAAAAAAAAACGCCUCUCUAUCAACAACAGCUACUAUCAACCUUUGUGUGUUUCUAGCUUUUUCACCCUGCCAACUGUUUUGUGGGCCAAUGUGGUUACCUUUUGUAGCCAAAACUUCCGUACGGUUGGCAGUGCUUUUACUAGCGCGUUUCUAGUGAAGAGAAAACCAUGAAAUUGCAGCUUGCGAUGGGCCGCAGCCAAAGUCCGGCAAUGGACAAAGAGUCGGAAGCGGUGAAAGGUGGAACCGGGUAUGAGGCAACGUCGGUGAACGGCCCCGAGGAUGACUUUGAGCUGUGGGAUCAAAGCAAGGCGCUGCGUUCGGAAUAUCGGGACAACCGCUGGAGCCAGAACGGAUGGUCCUCCUGCAUACCGAUAUCGAUCAUUUUAGUGCUGAUUGUGCUGGUGGUGCUGCUGCCCUUGAUGGAUCAUAGCGAUCGGGCCGGGGACGAACCCGCCCGGGCCGGUAUUGGCCGGUUUGGGCAACCGGUCUGCGCGGAGAAAUGUUCGAUCGAGCUGGUGGAAAGCAUACCAGAGGGUAUGACAUAUCCCGACGACAGUCCAUCCUUCCGAACAACCUUCCAGGCCUGGAUGACGCUACUCGAGCUGGCACAGGGCACAAUCGAGAUUGGGUCGUUCUACUGGACGCUGAAAGGGGCGGACGUUUAUAAUCACUCCUCCGCCCGGGAAGGUGAGAUGAUAUUUCGCAAACUGUUCGAAGCUGGCACCGUACGGAAGCUGCAAGUGAAGAUCGCCCAAAGUGCACCGACGACCGCCUCACCCAACCUGGACACGGAUCUGCUAGCAAAGCAGGGUGCUGCCUUGGUACGGUCGGUCGAUUUUCCACGCCUUAUCGGCGGCGGUGUACUGCACACGAAGGUGUGGAUUAUAGACCGGCAGCACUUCUAUCUCGGCAGUGCCAACAUGGACUGGCGAUCGCUAACGCAGGUGAAAGAGCUCGGCGUGCUGGGCACCAACUGUUCCUGCCUGGUGCACGAUCUCGCCAAGAUAUUCGACGUGUACUGGGAUAUGGGCGCACCCGAUGCACGGUUGCCCCCGAAAUGGCCGAAAGAGUAUACCGCCAGCUACAACUAUUCGGCGCCCGCACACGUCGAAUUCAACGGGAAAACUGCGAUGGACACUUACUUCUCGAGCUCCCCACCAAUGAUGUCACCAGCGGGGCGAACAGACGAUCUGUUUGCAAUAAUAGACGUUAUCAAUAAGGCAAACCGUUUCGUACACAUAUCAGUAAUGGAUUACUUUCCAUUAACGCUUUACACGCGCAUAACUCACUACUGGCCGCACAUUGAUGAUGCGCUGCGUAAAGCGGCUAUCGAGCGCAAGAUAUCGUUACGUCUGCUCAUCUCGCUCUGGGACCAUUCGCGACCGUCGGAAGAAUAUUUUCUCCAUUCGCUCGAGGCACUGUCGAACGCGCUGAACGGUGUGGACAUACAGAUACGCCGGUUCAUUGUGCCCGCGUCGGACGAUCAAAGGAAGAUCCCGUUCGGGCGCGUAAAUCACAACAAGUACAUGGUGACGGACAAUACGGCGUACAUCGGUACCUCGAACUGGUCCGGCGAUUAUUUUAUCGAUACGGCCGGCAUCGGCAUGGUCAUUUCGUCGUUCGAUACCAACGGUACGAUCAUACAGGAGCUACAGUCCGUGUUCGAGCGCGAUUGGAACAGCAAGUAUGCGGUGCGCUUAAGCUAGGUUGUGUAGGCAAAACGAUGCUCACCAGUACACGAUGCUCAAACUUUAAACACUACUCUGCCUGUUUUGCUACCUUCUUUGUACAGCUUCACCGGGUGGAUGCGGCUAAUGUGCAAGCUGUUUCGUGCACAAUAUGCCGCAUAGCACUUUGUACAUUGACGCCUUUAUAAAACAAACACGAGUUCCAUGUGCCUUAGUGUAAUGCAAAUCGGUUAGUGACAAUUUAAGCGAACGAGUAAAGGACGGGGGCAAAAUUUUCUUACCAAAAACAAAACCUACGUGCUACAUUUUUUGUAAACAUUCUAUACGAUUAAAGGAAAAUAAUGAAACUUUUCGAUGGUAAUAUCAUUUUCACGUUUCGAUUGUGCUCAAUUGUUAGUCUCAAAUGUGUUAGUCUAAAUUGUUAGCCUUAAUUGUAAGCCGUAACGUUUAGCGCGAUUAGAUAUGUGUAGCAGUUUGUCGAAAUCAAAGUAGUUUAGCGUUUGUUUCUCUUCCCUCUAGUCAAUAUGUUGUUCGUUGUCCAGUACUUGUAGCUAAUGCCUAUUUUAUAAUAAAUUCCAUGUCAU
This is a messenger RNA of Anopheles moucheti, 2488 nucleotides long. RefSeq names its product 5'-3' exonuclease PLD3-like. The coding region runs from base 384 to 1922 and encodes 512 amino acids. Gene Ontology annotation, molecular function: catalytic activity. The record is from RefSeq and is a predicted model, not a curated record. Lineage: Eukaryota; Metazoa; Arthropoda; Insecta; Diptera; Culicidae. The transcript has 3 exons.